CCAUUUUGGGGCGGGGUAAAUACGGAAGAAUUUGGAAACUGUGUCAGGCCAGUUAUUUACUAUCUUUAUUAAAUAAUUUAAGUUUUGGGACAGUGCGCAUUUUGUAUCCAUCCAUGGAGAAUUAUUACAUUAUUAAUGAUUUUAAAUACUGUAUGACCGUAUACUUGGGUUCACUGUGUUGUGAAAUGCAAAUACAGUCAGUAGGUAGCCAACAGGACAGGUCGCUGAGUUAUAACUUAGCUUGUUAUAAUUUACCCAGAAAAUAAACUAAUUACAUUUAACCUUUUCAUAUGGGAUUCCUUAUACAACCAUUACAUUCUGGGCGGCUUGGUUAUACUGAUCAUCUGAUAGCAUGUGUCAUUGUGUGAUCUAAUCUAAACAAUGGAAAAAUUAGCAUCUGCCUGUCGCUGUGCCUGUCACUGUUGUUGAUCGGGUGAAGUAAGCGCUCGCAACAAAUGCAUACAGACUGAGACAGACGUCCUCAGAAACCAAUACUGUCACCCACCUACAGUCUCGCAGAAAACAUUAUGGAAAUGGUCCAAUCACGGUGAAGCUCUGGGGCUGUACUUCCAGAUCUCAAAAGGUUUGAAUUGCCUCUGACGUCACCAGCACCAGAAAAAAAAAAACGGGACUGAAAAGGAGGAGAGAAUGAUUUAAAAAAAAAAAAAAAAAAAAAAAAAAAAAAAAAUCUGGAGGAGCUGAGUACUUUUAUCUUUAAAGGACAAAUGUAGGCCUUAGACGGCUGUAGUAAUCCGUUUUUUCUUUUUUAACAUCGAAAUUUCUCAAGAAGUUUGUAGCAGCAACCGCCUCGUUGGUCUCGUAUCCACCCCGAAACACUAACUCCAGCGCCCGACAGAUAAAAAGAACAGAAGAAAAGAUGGUGUCGUGGAUUAUCUCCAGAACAAUCGUGCUACUUUUUGGAACCUUAUACCCUGCAUACUAUUCCUACAAAGCUGUGAAAACAAAGAAUGUUAAAGAAUAUGUUCGCUGGAUGAUGUAUUGGAUCGUCUUCGCUGUCUACACCGUACUUGAAACAGUCACAGACCUCACAGUAUCUUGGUUUCCACUCUACUAUGAACUGAAGAUUGCAUUUGUAAUUUGGCUGUUGUCUCCGUAUACCAGAGGAGCCAGCCUUCUCUACAGGAAAUUCCUGCAUCCCCUUCUUUCUUCAAGAGAAAGGGAGAUUGAUGACUACAUUGUUCAGGCCAGAGAACGUAGUUAUGAGACCAUGGUAAAGUUCGGCAAGCAGGGAUUAAAUAUAGCAGCAACAGCAGCUGUCACUGCAGCUGUUAAGGGCCAGGGUGCUCUUUCGGAUCGCCUGCGAAGCUUCAGUAUGCAUGAUUUGACAGCCAUACAGGGGGACGAACCAAUGCAGCGGCCUUUCCCAGACUUACCUGAUCCUAAAAAGAAAACCAAAAUCUCAAACUUCGAGGCUUCUGACUAUGACUACAGCUUCAACCAGGAUACUGGAGAGGAAAUAAGUGAUAAAGAGAUUGAAGGGGCUUGCUCAGAGGAUGAGGCAUUGGCACAGAGAGGUGUCAGGAGAUCCCAGAGUGUAAAAAUGACAAGAUUAAGAGCUCGCAAAGAUAUACGGUAUGGAUCUCUGAAGAUAAAAAAAGGAAGAAGACCGCUCUUGAAUACAGUGAAUUAUGAACAAUAAAAUUUGCUCUACUUUGUCCUGGACCUGAUUAAUGACUUAAGCACACCUUUGUUUGAAGAAGUCCAUAUUUUUAAUAUAUAUAUUUUUUUGGUGGAGGGUCUGUUUUGCAAUUUAAAAGCUGCACCAAUUGCUUUUUAGUACAUAAAUAAAUGUUUCAAAGUGUGUAUUGUGACAUUUUAUCAGAGUACGCAAGUGAAAAGCUGAAUUAUAAUAUGUAAACUUUUUUUUAUUUUUUUUAUUUUAUUUUGUAAGCUGCAAAACAAACUCUGUUGAAACCGGUGUGUGUUUGUGAAUUUAUGAAUUUUGUUUACAGUUUUUUUUUAACCUUAUGGCCUUUGUUUUCUAUAUUUGUACAGGACUGCCUUGUUUGCCAGUAUUUCACUUUUAAACAAUACAUUCUUUUUUUAUAUACAAUUUCCUUCUCGUUGCUACCUAUGGAGAUCCUUCUUGGAACUUUGUAGUGUCUUGUAAUAUUGUCAGGGGAAUGUUUUUAACAAUUAUUAUUUUGUAAUAUAAACUGCAAGGUGGUUCAUUGGCUCAGCUCAGCAAGGAACCUCAGUACUGACCCUCUGCUUGCUGGUGAAUCUGUUCACGUCAAAGCUAGGAUCUAAGAUUUCUGAAUACCAAAUACAAGUCUGGCUUUCCACUAUGAAUAUGUGUGUUUUCCCUAGGGGGAGACUGGAUUGUGAAGUUCAGUUCAGUUUCAUGAUUCAUUCUAGGUUUAUACAAGGCCUUGCUUUUCUCUUAUACUGUCUUAUGUUGAAAAAGUCAUCUCAAUGUGGAAUGUAUAAAGGGUGUGCAAAACUGUACAUACUCUUUGCAGUACUACACCCAUACCAAGACGUUUUGAGUUAACUGUAAGAAUCCUGCUAAUUGCAAAACAAAAUGUUGCUGUCAUUACAGUAUAUAACAAAGGCAGUGAAUACUAAUAUGCAAUUAAUUAUAUUCUGGUUUCAAUUUAAAAUUGAGACGUAGAAAGUCUAAAUAACUAGCAAAUCCCUGUAAUGUACUCUUCUGCUGUUGAGUGAGAACACUUUUUAAAAAUAAAUACUUUACUUGAUAUUCAUGCACCAAAGCUUUUACUUUGAGGGAAUAAAAGAAUUUAAAUGUUCAGCUAUCAUUUCAAUUGAGUGUAUAUUUUGCAAGAUAGUUGUAAAAAUAAUGGGUAAAGUGUGUGUGUACACACACACAAGUCAUUUAAGUUGUUUGUGUGUUUAAUUAUUGAAUGGUUUUAAAAUAUUAUUAUUAUUAAUAAUAAUCUGUUUGUGCAUAGAAUCAGAUCUUGGUAAAUGUAAACCCGACCUUUAAUUUUACCAUAAAUACAAAAAGUGUACAUAUUUUAGUUAGUUUUAUUUAUUUAUUAAAACUAAUAAACAGGCCUCUACACAGUUUGGUAAUCUUAACAAAUUCCUGUUUGGUGCAGUGGCCUGUAAAAACUGGUAAACUUGUCAUGCAUUUUUUAAAAACUUGCACUACUUCUGCUUAAUUGAUAAAUUUGUUGAUGUGCAAGUACAAUCCCCUGUACUGUAUAUCAACUAAAAGUGAAAAGAAGUGACUGGCUAGUAUGGCUGCCCUCAGAGUUAUUAGUCGGGUCUGCUUGGUGUCAAAGAAUGUGGAUUGGUCACUGCAGCAGCUGUGGUCUGUGGUGGUGGUUUACUGUCACGUUAUGGAUCAUUUUAUGAAGCCGGCAGUUAGAAUUUCAGAGUGCAGGUGUGUUCCACGGUGAGACUGGAUGAUUUUUCUUUGAUGGUUGGGGCUGUUUUACAUGGGAAGGACAUUUGUCCAUUGAUUGCACUUAAAGGUCAAUAAAAUUCAACAUACCACACCUCUGUCUUAGAUGAUGAGGCUCCCUCCACAAUGUAGUGACAGAUUAUUUUAGGUGAUAAUGGGUCUAAUAAUCUAACAGUGGUGGUUCUUUAUAUCCAUGCACUUUGAGUCUCCAGAAAAAGAAAAAAUAGUGGUCUGCAAUAGAGCAGGAGCAUUACAUUUUGGUUGGUGAUAUUCAAUUUAAAAGGCUGAGUUUGUUUUAUCAUUUAAAUGCAUCAAUAUUAAGAUGGAUAAUCCUUCAGUGUUUUUUUUUUUUUUUUUUUUUUUUUUUUAGCAUUUAUGAAAUGUUGAAUAUGUAAAUUAAGUUACUUUGCCAAAAGAAAAUUAAAACAUUUAGCUUUUAUAUUUACCAUGUAUGGCCUUCUGCAACUUGUAUUAGAAAUAUAGGAAUGUUGCCAGAAGUGUGAUUCACAACUGACAUUAUUGAACAACUCUCUGGUUCCAAAUGGUGUGUCAAUGUCGUUAUACAUUUUUCCUUUUGAAUAUCACUCAUCACACAGCUUUCAGAUUUUUACAAUGUUCCAAAAAUUUUGAACGAAUUGUUGUACGAAUUAUUAAUUAUUGUACGAAGUAUUGGGAGAUUUUACACUGCAGCAUAAAUAAAUCCUACAAUAUUUGUCACCAAA
Molecule: messenger RNA, 4113 nt
Organism: Polyodon spathula (Mississippi paddlefish)
Lineage: Eukaryota; Metazoa; Chordata; Actinopteri; Acipenseriformes; Polyodontidae
Product: receptor expression-enhancing protein 3-like
Exons: 8
Coding region: 878-1660 (260 amino acids)
Biological process (GO): endoplasmic reticulum tubular network organization
Cellular component (GO): endoplasmic reticulum membrane; cytoplasmic microtubule; endoplasmic reticulum tubular network
Molecular function (GO): microtubule binding
Source: RefSeq, a predicted model, not a curated record